CAAUGUUUGUCUCCUGCAUUAUUUAUCAUAUUGUGGGAAAGAGCGCACAGAGACGGUAGAAUAUGGCAGGUGUAUGGAAGUGUUCACUAGCCUUGGCAGUGUUGAUCAUCUGUCUCUGGGGGGCCAGCGAGGCCGUGGGGGGUGCAAAGAGUCGGCCCAGACCCAAAAGGCGACCUCGCAAGAAGACAAAGGUGGAUCCUGUGGACUUGACGCCACCUCAAAAGAAUAUAGACGUACAACAGAUGACAGGAACAUGGUAUCUUCUCAACACCGCCUCCAAAUGUUCCUACCUGAUGGACCACGGAACCAAAGUGGAACCGACUGUCAUGACCCUCACCUUCUCUCCCACUUCAGCCCAAACUCUGCUGGUUAGCACUAAAACGCGUCACAAUCAUCAGUGUUGGGAGAUACUGCAGGUGUACGAUCUGACCCCGACUCUCGGACGUCUGACUCUUCAAGGAUCUCGGGCUGAGUUGAACACUGACAUCGUGGUUGUAGAGACCGACUACAGCUCCUACGCCAUCUUGUGCUACCAAAAAUUAGGAAAGAUCACAAUGAAACUCUAUAGCAGAUCUGUGGACAACCUAUCAGAACCAAUACUGAGCAAGUUUGAGCAGCUCGCUGAAAAGCAAAGCUUGGGACUGGCGUUCCUUUUCCCUUUCCCAACAUACAGUCACUGUGGUGAUGUGGACCAGCACCACAAAAUAAACUGUGUCCCCACAUGCUGAUCCAAGGGUGGAGGGAUAAUAAGUCAAUAAUGCAUUUGAAAAAUGGGAAUAUUCGGAAAUAAAAAUGAUGCAGCAUC
Messenger RNA from Entelurus aequoreus (snake pipefish), 805 nucleotides. RefSeq names its product complement component 8, gamma polypeptide (gene c8g). Gene Ontology annotation, biological process: complement activation. The transcript has 7 exons. Lineage: Eukaryota; Metazoa; Chordata; Actinopteri; Syngnathiformes; Syngnathidae. Gene Ontology annotation, cellular component: membrane attack complex. The coding region runs from base 63 to 728 and encodes 221 amino acids. The record is from RefSeq and is a predicted model, not a curated record.